AUGGUGAUCGCCUGCGCGCGGCUUCGCACCCGUGACUGCUUCUCGGGGCUCACUGGCCUCCACCUGACUGACGUUCAGUGGGAGCAGGCAGCCCGCGAUCUGGCUCAUGCCGGCCUUGGCUUGCGCUCGGUCGCUCGCGAUGCACCGGCCGCUUACCUCGCCUCGGUUGGAGGGUGCGCGCAGGCGUGUAGGGAGCUUGACCCUGGCUACGCGGCAAGUGGGCUUGCGUCCGACCCCACAGUCCUCCUUGCUGCCUCCUCCUUCAGCGCGCUCCUUGCGCAGCCUUUGGCCUCCCAUCUGGCGCUGGGCAUGCGACAAAAGGCUUUGACUGCCCUGUGUGACGCAGCUAGCUGGAGCCAACACCUCCUAGUGUCGUCCGUCACUGCCCGGGCACUCCUUCGCUCCGAAGCUGAACAAGGUGCGCGUGCUUGGCUUGCCGCUGUUCCUGUUGCCAAAACUCGCAUGGAAGGUGCGGCCUUUGUCAUGGAGCUCCGGCGCCGCCUGGGUGUCCCUGAUGCGCCAGGAGAUGCCUGGUACCCAAAAUGCGAUGGCAUCAUGGACCGGUUUGCAUUGCACGCAGGCACUUGCGCUGCGGGUGGCGAGCGCACUCAGAGACACAACGCCCUGCGUGAUCUGCUUGCUUCCUGGGCAGACCGCGCCGGCCUGCAGCCUGAAGUCGAGAAAGCUGGCCUCCUUCUUCCGCAACGACCCGGUGAAGCACAAUUGUCCCGGCCCGCCGACAUAUUCUUGCCCUCCUUGUCUGGAGCCCCUGCUGCACUUGACCUGGCCGUCACGGCCCCGCAGCGGCAGGAGUCCCUUGCGCAGGCGGGACAGCACGCCCUCGCGUCUGCAUCCCAGUACGCUGAGACCAAGCGAGCUUACCUCCAAACAGCCCACGCUUGCGCUUCGCAGGGGGUUCGUUUUGUGCCACUUGUCGUGGAGUCCACCGGGGCUUGGGAGCCAGCUGCCUCCAAAACCCUACAGCUCCUGUCCCGUGCCGUCGCAGCCCGGACCGGCGCUGAUGCCGGAAUCCUACAUGCAGAGCUCCUUCAAGAAGUGUCGGUUUUGCUCCGCAGCCAUCACGCCCGUGCGGCACUUCGUCGUCGGGCGGAGGCUUCGGCCCAGGACGGCGCAGCGUGA
Molecule: messenger RNA, 1140 nt
Organism: Symbiodinium natans
Lineage: Eukaryota; Dinophyceae; Suessiales; Symbiodiniaceae
Source: the annotation of a GenBank genome assembly